Messenger RNA from Prosopis cineraria, 1692 nucleotides. RefSeq lists its product as uncharacterized. Lineage: Eukaryota; Viridiplantae; Streptophyta; Magnoliopsida; Fabales; Fabaceae. Bases 445 to 1380 code for a protein of 311 amino acids. Gene Ontology annotation, cellular component: tRNA (m1A) methyltransferase complex; nucleus. The transcript has 5 exons. Gene Ontology annotation, biological process: tRNA methylation. The record is from RefSeq and is a predicted model, not a curated record.
GUUUCGGAAGCAACUGCAGAAGAAGAAGAGCUUCCUCUUUUUCCUCAGCGAGUAGCGUGAAGCUGCUAGGGUUUUGGUGUUAGGCUUACAGUUACAGACUUACAGAUUACAGUUAAAAUUCCUUGCAUCAGACUACUCAAACCUUCAAGGGAAUACGCAGCAUUCUCGAGUCUCAACAGCAAGUAUUUCUUCUAUAUGCUCUUCCUCCUCCUGGACUGUCUUCGUUCCAGCUUCUCAGUCCUCCGAGCUUCAUCUGCUUCGCAAAUUUCUUGUAUCUUCAGGAUUAUUUGUGAGUUCAUCUGUGAGGGAGUCCCUGAUAGUUUAUGUGCAAAAUUGAUCUAGUAUUAGUUGUGGGAUGAAAUGAGUGAUUCAUCUAUUUCGGGAAGAUUUACGCGGAUCGUUUAACUUUUCGGGACUGUGCUGAAGAAUUUGAAGACUUCCAACAUGCUUGUUUGUAAUCCUGCUAAUAAGCUAUCUUUUAAUCGAUUCAUUAGCAAUGGCGAUUUGGUUAUUGUUUAUGAGAGGCAUGACAGCAUGAAGCCAGUAACGGUGUCUGAAAACUCUGUCCUCCAGAAUCGUUUUGGAGUUUUCAAGCAUUCUGACUGGAUAGGAAAGCCAUUUGGUUCCAAGGUGUUCAGCAAUAAGGGUGGUUUUGUAUACUUGUUGGCUCCUACUCCAGAGUUAUGGACUCUUGUAUUAAGCCAUCGGACUCAGAUUCUCUAUAUUGCUGAUAUUAGCUUUGUAAUCAUGUACCUGGAGAUUGUUCCUGGUUGCUUGGUGAUGGAAUCUGGAACUGGAAGUGGGUCUUUGACCACGUCUCUUGCAAGGGCUGUUGCUCCUACAGGACAUGUCCAUACGUUUGAUUUCCAUGAACAAAGAGCUGCAUCAGCUAGGGAAGAUUUUGAGAGGACGGGACUAAGCAGCUUGAUCAGUGUGAAUGUGAGAGAUAUCCAGGGUGAGGGAUUUCCUGAUGAAUUUGCUGGUUUAGCUGAUGCUGUAUUUCUUGAUCUACCCCAACCUUGGCUAGCCAUUCCUUCAGCUGCAAAAAUGUUAAAACAGGAUGGAACUUUGUGCUCAUUCUCUCCAUGCAUUGAACAAGUACAACGAUCAUGUGAAGCACUCCAAACCAGCUUCACAGAUAUAAGGACAUUUGAGGUGCUCCUGCGAACAUAUGAAGUUCGAGAAGAGAGAAUGGAUGGGAUUGUAGGGGAAGGGAAUGCUGCUAAUGGUUCUCUUCCCUGCAAGAGAAGGCAAUGUUCUGAUGGAAGCAAUGUGCUUAGCAGUAGCAGUAGUGUUUCUACUGUUAUGGCUAGACCUAAUGGUGAAGCAAGAGGUCAUACAGGCUAUUUGACAUUUGCAAGACUUAAAUGCCUCUCAUGAGCGGUGGUAGUGCACUUGUUUCCUUCCAAUUUUGUGACAGAUAUAAAGCUCUGUAUUUAAUUUUAGCCUCAGGUAACAAUUCUUUGUUCAAUCUAAUGCUUUUCUCGUAGGAGAAAAUUCUGAUAGAUGCUUCUUGGCUUCAACCUGCUUCAAAAUUAGUGCAAUAACUAGAAGUGAAAAUUGGUUUUCCAUAUGUCAAACCCAUUUAGUUAGGUUCGGUUGUUAAUUUGAGUAUUUUUGUUGAUUGAAUUAUGCAUUAAUGAUAUGAUAUUCUUGAGAUAUUUUGAACUAAUAUGUUUGAGACUCUCUCAA